GUAUCGCUAUUCUAAGGAAUUAUCCAGAGGUUACUCAUACUCGAUGUUAUUUUCAUUAUUGUCAGGCGAUAAUGAAAAGAAUAAAGAAGUUGCGUCUUCUGAAUGCAAUAAAUGAAAGCAAUGAAAAUCGAUUGUUUUUACAAAAAUUAUUAGUACUACCUCUACUUCCUCCUGAUGAUAUUGAAUUGGCAUUUUACUGGAUUCUCAGUACUACUGCACCAGUACUAUUAUUGCAGUUUAAGAAGCUAUUGAAGUAUUUUUAUAACCAGUGGAUAAGAAGAACAAGGCCAGAUGUAUAUUCUGUUUUUCUUAGAGUUUUUAGAACAAAUAACUUCUCCGAGGCUUAUAAUAAAGUAUUGGCUCUACAGUUUGGAACUCAUCCAAAUAUUUGGGAUUUUACAGAAAAAAUUGUUCUUUUACAAGAAUUAAAGCGUAUCGAGUAUGAAUCAUUACAAAACGGCAAUCGAAUAAUGAAGCAAUUUCGAAGUCGUGAAACCUUAAAAAAUAAAAUUAUCCAUAGCGCUUGGGUUUUAUACCAAAACAACCAAUUUGGUAUUCCGCAAUUUAUUAAUUGAGUGAGCUACUUCAUCAAUGAAUUUAAAAGUGGAAGAAAUGUUGAUAGAUAGAUAGAUAGAUUUGCUUUAUUAUGCCAAGGCCUAAUGGCCGAAUGGCAAUCUUAAAAAAUAUACAGACAUAAUUAAGCGUAUAUUAUAUAUACAUACAGAAAUAGUUACAAGUAUACAACUAGAGUGGUAAAUUAACA
Messenger RNA from Cotesia glomerata, 763 nucleotides. RefSeq lists its product as uncharacterized. The transcript has 3 exons. The coding region runs from base 72 to 575 and encodes 167 amino acids. The record is from RefSeq and is a predicted model, not a curated record. NCBI's taxonomy places the organism in Eukaryota, Metazoa, Arthropoda, Insecta, Hymenoptera, Braconidae.